This is a messenger RNA of Portunus trituberculatus (swimming crab), 2190 nucleotides long. RefSeq names its product glutamate receptor ionotropic, kainate 5-like. Gene Ontology annotation, molecular function: glutamate-gated receptor activity. NCBI's taxonomy places the organism in Eukaryota, Metazoa, Arthropoda, Malacostraca, Decapoda, Portunidae. The record is from RefSeq and is a predicted model, not a curated record. The coding region runs from base 327 to 2063 and encodes 578 amino acids. The transcript is spliced from 10 exons. Gene Ontology annotation, cellular component: membrane.
GCAAACUCUCUUUUCUCAGAAUUCUAAGAACCUCUGGCACAGGAGUGGUGGUGACUGUGAUGGAAGUUCCUCCCUAUGGGGACGUGGUGAAUAGCAAGACAGGGGGCGAGGAGAACCACCACCACGCCACGAGUGUUGUGGUCUCCGCCCUUCACCGCGGCCUGCACGAGUCUGACAAUGCUGCGUGUCGAGUGUUCAUCCUGGACCACACUGACGGCAAUGCCUCGGCGGCUGUCUGGUCAGUCUUCACAGGUGCUCGUUAGGUCAAACUUAUUUCAAGCUGCCUAGGAGUGUAAUUCUUUAAUAUUCUACACUUGAAUAUUGCAAUGAAUGCACAAUGCCGUGCAUAUAUGUGUGCAUGCACGCACAGGCUGCUGCGGCAGCGUGGGCUGUGGCUGCAGCCGAAGAUCCGCGUGCUGGUGCUGGGAAACACAAGUAACGUGGACGUGAUCCUGCAGCACUCAGCGCUGCGCAACACCCACCACGCCCUGUACAUCACAGCUGCCACACCCGCCGCGACACACGCACACUGGAUGGCAGCAGAGCUUCCUAGACUGUGCGGGGCUGUCAAGAUGUACCAGCGAUGUCUGCACUGCGGCAGCGGUCAGCCAUCAGUGCACCUCGUGCACCACUGGACCCUCGCAGGCGGUCUUCCCGAAAACCUCACCUUUUUUCAAGAUCGUGUCCGGCUGGCGGGACGCACACUGAGGGUUGUGGCUAAGAACUACUUUCCCUACUUCCGCUACGAGCGUGUGAGUGACGAGCCUGGCACUCUGGUACUACCCAGGGACUCCCUCAACGCGAGGAUGAUAGCGGCCAUCGCCACUGCAUACAACUUCACGUAUGUGGUGCGGGAGCCCGAGGAUGGGGAGUGGGGCUUGCCAGCUGGUGGCGGCAACUGGACGGGACUCAUCGGCACGCUGCAGCACGAGAAGGCGGACUUCUCGGUGGAUCUCACUGUUACCCGCCAGAGAGCAGAGGCAGUAGAUUUUUCCACAAUAUACAUCGAUGAACCAGGAGUUAUUCUGUCAUCAAAGCCGAAGCCUCUGCCUGAGUAUCUGUCGCUGGUCAGACCUCUGGAAGGAGAGGUUUGGGUGAGCGUGAUGGUCGGCGUCAUACUGUGGAGCACUUCUUUGUGGUUAAUGCAGAAGCUGGGCCAGAACGUUGUGCACGGACGGAGUAGUGCAAGUUUUGCUUCGUCUGUCUUCUAUGGGUGGGGUCUGCUGCUCGAGGAACACCCUUACCACCCUCCCGCCAACCUCUCUGGCCAGGCAAGACUAAGUCCCAUCCAACACAGUCAUCUAAAUACGCAAGAUUCACUAAUACUCGUAGGGUUUUGGCUAAUCGUCGGCUUCGUUCUGACAACGGCGUACAGAUCGUCCCUGAUUUCCCACCUGGUGGUACAGGACCUGUCGGAUGCGAUUGACAACAUGAACGAUCUUGCCGAGAGAGGGAAUAGCGAGGAUUGGACCUGGGGAGUCAGAAGGAUGACUGGAUCAUUUAAGGCAUAUCUAAGCUCGAGUCUGGAUCCUGCAAUGCUUGAAGUGUACCAGAAGAUGCAAACGGUCGGCAUCAGGGAAGGUCUGGACAAAGUAGUGAGAGGGGGCUUCUCUUACAUCUUCAACUAUUACUACAUCAAGCCUGUUAUCGAGACGGAGUACACGGACGGGAGAGGCUACACGCCCAUCUAUUUCAGCAAGACGCUCUAUCCUCUCUUCUCCGGAAACGCUUGGGCAUUUCGUCCCGGCGCUCCCUUCCAAGAGGAUCUGAGCCGAGGGAUACAGAAUAUCUUGGAGGGAGGCUUGGUCGCCUUCUGGAUGGAUGACGUCAUCAGAGGCUACGUGAAAGAGGAGGGGAAGAGAAGAGGGGAAGGCGGCACAGGAACACAGCAGCUUUCCUUCACCACGAGUGAAGACGAGGAAGCAGUGCUGCGGCUGACUCACAUGCAGGGCACAUUCUACACACUGCUCCUGGGCCACGCCGCCGCCUCAUUCGUCCACCUCGCCGAACACCUGCUGGCCUGCCGCUUGCUGAGUCACCCUGCUCGCGCUGCAGUCUCCUAAAUCGUGUGUUGCCCUGCUGCUACAUAAUGCACUGGGGGUGGUGCGUAUAUAACAUAUAUAUUUCUUUUAUAUAGCAGUCCUUAAAGGUCCGCUGUCUGCACCACUAUUCCUAGUGUAUAAAGAUAGU